This is a messenger RNA of Topomyia yanbarensis, 1164 nucleotides long. Its product is annotated as acylpyruvase FAHD1, mitochondrial. The transcript has 4 exons. Gene Ontology annotation, molecular function: acetylpyruvate hydrolase activity. Bases 327 to 974 code for a protein of 215 amino acids. Gene Ontology annotation, cellular component: mitochondrion. NCBI's taxonomy places the organism in Eukaryota, Metazoa, Arthropoda, Insecta, Diptera, Culicidae. The record is from RefSeq and is a predicted model, not a curated record.
GGUAUAAUAUAAGAUCGAUAAGGUCUCAGUUUUGCAUUAGAUUCAUCGAAGUUCAGCGCGAACCUGCUGUAACCAGAUUCUGACUCGUUCUCUUCUUUGCUGGCCUGAUUAGACGGUGGCUACUAGCAGACUGCGCUGCAACAAACACACAACAUAUCUCGUUUUGCCAACCAAACUGAAUUGAUGGCAGAGGCAAUACUGAUAAUCCAGUACCUAGACAAAGCAGUUGAGUGGAGAGACCUGCUCAUAUCAGUUGUUUGCUACAAAGUGUCUGCUUGUACACGCAGAGUAGUAACGAUUCGAAGUAGCACAGCCGGGUUUGAAAAAUGUCCCAAAAGUUUAUUAAAUCUACACGCAAAAUUAUUGGUGCUGGCGUGAACUACAAAGAGAUUCUGCGCCAGACCAACGCAGCAAAACCCGCUAACCCUGUGAUAUUUUUCAAGCCCAUAUCGACACUGAUAUCAAGCAAUGAGGGCGUUAUCAAGAUCCCAAAAGUAUUCGGCUCAAUCAACUAUGAAGCCGAGCUCGGUGUCAUUAUUGGGAAGUCCUGCAAGAAUAUUAGUACCGAUCAGGCCAUGAGCUACGUGGCCGGUUACUGCUUAGCACUGGAUAUGACCGGAAUGGACUUCAUUGUGGAUGCCCGAUCGAAAGGGCUGCCUUGGUGUCUGGGUAAGGGAUUCGACACGUCGACUCCGGUGAGCCGGUUCAUUUCGCCGGAAGAGCUAGGUGAUCCGACCGAUGUGCGUGUAUGGUGCAAGGUCAAUGAACAGAUGAAGCAGGACGACACGACUAGGAAUCUGAUAUUUACGAUCGCGGAGCUGAUUGCUUUCACCUCGAAGUAUAUGUCCUUGGAAAAGAACGAUUUGAUUUUGACUGGUACACCCGCUGGAGCAGGGCCUGUAAAGAACGGAGACAUCCUCGAGUGUGGACUUGGUGAUAUUGUACAGAUGACAUUCCAGGUUGAAGACGAGUAGUUUCGUAUAUGUAUUUCAAAACCUGAUACAACAUCGCUAAUAGUAGCAGUUAUACUGCCGAGAUGAGAAUUCAGUUGUAAAUUCGUGUUAAUUUUAAUCUAAAUAGUUUAAUAAUCCUGUUAAAACAAUACCUCUGUUGACCGAUCACAAUGGAAGAAUUUUAAUAUACAUAUAUUGAUUAUGUACUAUA